Messenger RNA from Podarcis muralis (Common wall lizard), 1789 nucleotides. NCBI's taxonomy places the organism in Eukaryota, Metazoa, Chordata, Lepidosauria, Squamata, Lacertidae. The record is from RefSeq and is a predicted model, not a curated record.
GGCAUCUGAUGGGAGGGCCUUGCACAGGGCUGGUCCCACUGCUGAGAAGGUCCAUGCGGAUGGGGCAGGGCUUACAUUUCCCAUUUCAGAUUAAAGUUCACAGGGAUCCUAACUGCUCCAUCUCUCUUCCAGGUGGGGCUGCUUCUGGAGAAGGAGAGUGGUCCCUCACAACAGGAGUGGAGCCAUGGCUGAGGAGAGGUACAGGAAGAGGAUCCGGAGUGAAGUCACCUGCUCCAUCUGCCUCAGUUACUUUACUCGUCCAGUGGAACUGGGCUGCAGGCACAACUUCUGCGAAACCUGCAUCUUGAGGUGCUGGGAGGAGUCUGGUAAGAAAACCAGGUGCCCCGAGUGCAGAAAGGCUGUCAAAGCAGACUACAUGCGAAACAGGCUUCUCACAAAUAUGGUCGGAAUCAUCAGUGAGUGGGAUCAUUCUGAGGAGAGAGAGGCUCAAAGGAGGCGCUCAGAAUGUCAGAGGCACCAGAAGACCCUGGACCUCUUUUGCCGGGACGACGAAGCCCCCUUCUGUGGGGAGUGUGACACAUCCCAAGGGCACAGCGGCCACAGGGUGGUUCCUGUGGAAGAAGCCGUCCAAGGCUACAAGGACCCAAAUGGGAACUUUGGUUUUUCUUUUCAGGAUCAGUUCUGCGGGUUCCUGAAGACUCUGAAGGAGGAGGAGGAACAAAUUCAGGCAAAAAAAACAUCGACAGGAAAGCAAAGUUCAUUCUUGGUUAAAAAAAUAAUAUCAGGUAGGCAGAAGAUGAAGGGUGAGUUUAAGCAACUACAUUCAUUUCUGGAAGAAUGGGAAAACCAGCUGCUGAAGGAGAUGGAAGAGGUGGAGGAUGAGAUUGCGAGGAAAUCGAAUGAGCAGUUGGGCUGGCUCUCCAGAGAACUUGACUCUCUUCAAAAUAUCAUCCAGGAGCUGGAGGAGAAGCUUCAGCAGCCCCCCAGUGAAUUCCUGCAGGAUAUUAGAAGCACUUUGCAGAGGCAUGAGGGGAGACAGGCAUUUGAGGCUCCCAAGAUUUUUCCUCUUGAAUUGGUGUGGAAAGUUUGGGACUUCCAUGAUAUAAAUCCAUUUCUGGAAGCUGUCGUAAAGCAGUUCAAAGGCACUCUAACAUCCGGACUCUCUCUGAAGAAAGCAAGUGUAACUCUGGACCCAGACACCGCUCAUCCCAACCUGAUCCUGUCCGAGGAUCGCCGAAGUGCGAGGUGGGGAGAGGCACAUCAAGAGCUGCCGGACAAUCCUGAGAGAUUCAGCGGACGUCCCUUCGUGCUGGGGUGUGAGGAGUUUACAGCAGGGAGGCACUGCUGGGAGGUCACCAUAGGAACUGACGACAUCUGGGCUGUGGGGGUCGCCCGGAAGUCUGUGAGGAGAAAGGGCUUGGACAGCUUUUACCCUGGUGUAGGCAUCUGGGGACUGGGGCAGAUAUAUGGCAAGGGCAGGUCUGCCCGCCGCUCUCUGCCGCCUCCUGCGCCAAAGCUGAGGAGGUUCCGGGCAACUGUUAACUAUGCAGGGCGCCAAAUUCUCUUUUUUGAUGCUGAUACAGGAGAAUUACUCAAGACCUUUGCAAACGCUGAAUUCUCUGGGGAGUCCCUUCUGCCCAUCUUUUGCAUGGGGCCAGAAACUUGCUUUGAACUGCCUCCGGUGACACACUAGUCUGGCCACUCCUCCAGAAAAGGAAGAUAAAUGUGUGGAAAAGUAACUCGCAGAUCGUUUCUUGAUUUUUUAAAAAAAUCAAAGGAUUGUGUGCGCUUCUGUGUGUAGCUGGCAUUAAAGAGAUGACAAGUGCUA